AUGGCCGCCCUCACAUCAGAUCAAAUCAAAGUCCUCGAGCAAUCGCGUCAAAGGCUUGUUCAGCUGACUCGCUCUCUCGGUUCCCUUAUAGGCAGCUUAGACAAGGGCGAUCCCCUCCCUCCGUGGUGUGCAGACCCGAUCCACCCAAUCUGUCUUAGCGGACUGCUCGAACUAAUCUGGCAUACCAGGUCUUCCCUCCAAUCGCAAGCAAGCAUCAUCUCUAAUAACCUUGUGAGCGUAUCCGAACACCUCUCCGACCAUCGCGAUCUCCUCUCCUCCCUUGUUGCCUACCCCGGGCCAGACUACCCGGGCCGUACACAAGCCAACACCCUCGAGCAGCUUCUGCGCACGAAACUUGACCCCCGCGUCGAGGACUGGGUAGCCCGGGGUCGUGUGGCAGGCACCGAGCAACCUGAUUCCGCCCUGGCUCCUUUCAACUCAGUGCCCAACCCAAGCGCCGCGGCGACGGCCAAGGAAACUCUCAGCGAGUCCGAGCUCGCGGAGCUUUGGGAAUGGGCACCAAUCGAGGCCAACCAAGAAGCACGGCGACGGAAUUGGGGUGGAAAUUUCACUCUUGAAGAGCGCGAGCAGGGCAUAGAGAAUGUGGUGACAGGGUUGCAGAAGCCCUUGGAGGAUGAUGAAGGUGACGAAGAUGAAGAGGAGGGUUCCGAUGAAGAAGGUGAAGACGAGAUGGAGAUUGUGGGCGUGCACCGCAAGGCAGGUGGUGGCUCAGGCUUGGAGUUUGACAUCGCACCUCAUCAUGCCCACGCCGUCCAGCCAGUCGUGCCGUUGGCAGAAAUUCUAAGAUACAUGACUACCGGGCGCAUGCCGUAG
Messenger RNA from Penicillium macrosclerotiorum, 834 nucleotides. RefSeq names its product RNA polymerase II mediator complex subunit MED8 (gene med8). NCBI's taxonomy places the organism in Eukaryota, Fungi, Ascomycota, Eurotiomycetes, Eurotiales, Aspergillaceae. Gene Ontology annotation, cellular component: mediator complex; core mediator complex. Gene Ontology annotation, biological process: regulation of transcription by RNA polymerase II. Gene Ontology annotation, molecular function: transcription coregulator activity; RNA polymerase II cis-regulatory region sequence-specific DNA binding. The coding region runs from base 1 to 834 and encodes 277 amino acids. The transcript has a single exon. The record is from RefSeq and is a predicted model, not a curated record.